Messenger RNA from Physella acuta, 2171 nucleotides. RefSeq lists its product as uncharacterized. NCBI's taxonomy places the organism in Eukaryota, Metazoa, Mollusca, Gastropoda, Physidae. Gene Ontology annotation, biological process: regulation of apoptotic process. The record is from RefSeq and is a predicted model, not a curated record.
CUUGACUGACAGACAUACUACGCGAUAUCUGCAGAACAGUCUAUCGACUUAACUUAUUGGGACACAGUUCUCUACACUUUCUUUAGAGAAAAAAUGGCUUCAGGUUCAAUGCAAGGGAUCAAAACUGGUCACCUUACUCUAGACCACCUCAAGUCAAAGAUCAAUAAACAUUAUGGUAGUCUGUGGAAAAAUCUCAGGGUAUUCGAGCUGCUCAACGGCAAACACACAUUUAUUGACAUCAUUGAAACAUCUCGACUAACAGAAAUAGCAAAUAAAGAGAAAGAUUACAAGGAGGAAGCAGCUAGGAUGUUUCUGGAAGCAUUUCUGGAUUCAACGAAUGAAAACAAAGCGGAUGUUUUAAUUUCUGCACUAAGAGAGCCAGGCCACGAACUCGCACUGUCGAUCUUAACCGACGACGACUUUGACGCAAGCGCGCUUGAGCAGGAGCAAGAGUAUUUUGACAGGAAGCGUUGCAUGUUACUGGAGCAGGUAGACUGUGAUGAGGUAUUGGUGGCCAAAUGCGUUGAGCAAGAUUUAUUGACCGAUCCAGAAAAAGAAGAGAUCCUAGCCAUGAAGGACAACAAAGGGUCGAGUCGUGGAAUGAGGACCCUCAUCGACGCAGUCAGGAAGGCCAAGGACGGAGGCAACAUUUUCCUCAAAGUCCUAUGGGACAUGGACUACAUUGAGUUAGUCAGGGAACUAAACGAAUCCUUCUAUCUAGCCAAUAACGGGCCGGUUGCUUCCAGAACACGCUCUAAAACCAAGUCCACCCCAGCCCUGCCUUCAGUCAAUGUACAGGACCAACAGUUGGCUGUGCGGGAAAACCCUCAGACGCCCCAGAUACAUAGCGGUAUGGUUAACGUGAAUUUACAGUUGAACCUUGGAAGUUUCAACCGCGUAGAGAACGCGGACGGAAGGUCUGAGCUCAUGAGUCCACAGAUAGGACUCCCUGUGUGUCUGCCGUUAGCGGGUAUGGUUAAUAACGCGAGUGGCGUGGGUUCAAAUCUUCCUGGAGAGAGUCCGGUUGUUAAUUCAUUUGAAAGGGGCGUUAACUCCUCUGUAAGAAAAGAGGAUGAUCCACCUGAAGGAAGAAGAACUGAUUCGUCAACAGGGUGUGGGGCGCAGUCUUCAAGAGAUGCAUUAGGGGCGACACCGCGUAGGUGCAGGAAUUGUCAGAAGACAUUCAUAAGCGAUGACAAGCUGAAGGCUCACCAAGAGAAAUGUGGACCGUCUAAUGCGGCACAAAUAUUGGAGGAGGCUCUUAGAUCAGUGAGUAUAUCAGGGGGUAAAGGGGCUGGCCAGUUAGUCCGUCAAGGUAGCUCAUCAAGAGAUAAUCAGGCUAGCUCAUCAAGAGAAAGUCAAGAUAGUACAUCAGGAAGAAGACAAGCUAGUGCAUCUGGUAGUAGUCAGGCUAGCUCAUCAAGAGAAAAUCAGGUUAGCUCAUCAAGAGAAAAUCAGGCUAGCUCAUCAAGAGAAAAUCAAGUUAAUACAUCUGGAAGUAGACUGGCAAGUACAUCGGGCAGUAGACAGACUAACCUACCAAGGACAAAUCAGGCUAGUGCAUCAGGCAGUAGUCAGGCUAGUGCAUCAGGCAGUAGUCAGGCUAGUAUGUCAGGCGGAAGUCAGGCUAGUGCAUCAGGCAAUAGUCAGGCUAGUGCAUCAGGACAGGCACCAGCAGUCCGUCGGUGUGGGAAGUGCGGCAAAACAUUUAGAUCAGACAGGUAUGAAACCCACGUGACCCAGUGCAGAGGUGCGCAAUAGAGUGCUUUAUCUGGAACUUUAUCUCUCCCAAUAUUACCAUUAAAUUAUAUAAUUGAUGUAUCAUUCGUAAAUUUAAAAUGUAUUUUCUUUUAUUUAGAAAUUGAUUAUAUUUUAUAUAUUUAGAUAUGAUAAUAGAAUAUCAUAUUUUUCAUUAUUGUGAAAUACAUUUAAUUAGAUAUGGCAUUACUUUUUUGGAAAUGUUUAUAGGCCCCUAUAAUAAAUUAUAUUUUUAUAUUUAAAUCGCGUUUUAAACUUUAUUUUUCAUGUUUAAUUUUCUAUGUAUUAGAUUAUCUAUUUAUAUUUCCAUGUAUUAGAUUUUGUCUAUCUAUAUUUCCAUGUAUUAGAUUUUGUCUAUUUAUAUUCCCAUGUAUUAGAUUGCCUAUUUAUAUUCCCAUGUAUUAGAUUGCCUA